UCUGAUGGACUGAGAGCCCGGACGCUCCGGCUCGGUCUGUCCUGGAACAUGAAGCGUUGUGAACGGAGCCGAACUCUGACUGAUGAAAACACGGAGAGACGCAGGAGUCCGUCUGAGGAGGGAAGACGUCCAGAGUCUGGACCGGAUCCUGAUGGUCCAGAGUUCUCCUGAUCACUACAUCUACUUAUUCUUUAAAUCUGUUUAUUUAUUUAUUUAUUUUAUUUAUUUAUUUAUUUUUUUUUUUACCACAGCGUGGACAUUUUUCUCCUUCAAAAUGUUUACUUUUAUACCAAAAUGUGUUUUUCAGAAUUCCUUGAGUCCAACAUGAGGAAACUGUGGAACAGUGGUGUAAAUCUGGAACCUCCCCUCUGUUCUAUUCAGUUCUCUUCUCUUCUGUGGAGACCCAUGCCCCCCCCGGCCCCCUCCUCACUGCUCUCCAUAACGGUCCUGUGCUGCGCGCUCCCGCCGCUCGCUCCCGGGGCGGGGCUCGUGUCCGCAGCGGAGCAGCAGUGCUCGUAACACCGGGCAGUGUGCACCGACGGCCGGGCAGCGGCUCCAGCCGCUGGACGGACCGAAGUACCGGAGAGAAGAAGACCCGAGGCCCGAAGACCCGCUGGGGGAGGAGCGGACCCCGGAGGCCCGAGACCCGCAAACCCGCAGACCCGAGACCUGCAGACCCGCAGACCCGAGACCCGCAGACCCGAGACCUGCAGACCCGCAGACCCGCAGACCCGAGCCCCGCAGACCUGAUCCAGUGCGCGAGUUGCGUGUUUUCUGCACAUUGGUGAUGGAGGCGCUGCGCCACCCAGACCAUCCUCCAGCCUCCACUCCAUCACAGUGAGCUGCUGGAAGCAGACGAGCCACCGGAAGUGUUUGUGUGUGUGUGUGUGUGUGUGUGUGUGUGUGUGUGUGUGUGUGUGUGUGUGUGUGUGUGUGUGUGUGUGUGUGUGUGUGUGUGUGUGUUGACUGUGCGGUGCCAGUCUCGUGCAGUAGGAUGGUCCGCGGCGUCAGGGUGGAGGAGCGGAGGCUGAGGAUGCUGAGGUGGAGGCUGAGGGAGCUGUUCAGGCAGUACCCGCUCUUCUGCUUCCUGCUGCUGCUGCUGCUGCUCUGCACCCUGCUGCUCAACAGGUACCUCCACAUCAUGCUGGCCUUCUGGUCCUUCCUGGCCGGUCUGGUCUGCUUCUACUGCUCUCUGGGUCCAGAGUCUCUGCUGCCCAGCGUCCUGCUGUCCGUCAGGCCCAGGACCAAGGCCUUCCAGCAGGAGCUCUUCCCUCUGGGCCACAGCUGUGCCGUCUGCGGGAAGAUCAGGUGUAAACGACACAGACCCACCCUGCUGCUGGAGAACUACCAGCCCUGGCUGGACCUGAAGGUUCCGUCUAAGGUGGACGCGUCGCUCUCGGAGAUCCUGGAGCUGGUUCUGGAGAACUUCGUGUACCCGUGGUACAGGGACAUCACGGACGACGAGGCCUUCGUGGACGAGCUCAGAGUGACGCUGCGGUUCUUCGCCGCCGUGCUGGUUCGCCGGACGCAGAAGGUGGACGUGGCGGCGCUCAUCACCCAGAAGCUCCUCCGAGUGUCCAUGAAGCACAUCGAGGUCAUCAGCAAGGCCCGGCAGAGAGUGAAGAGCCCGGCGUUCCUGCAGCAGGCGGCCCUGGACGAGUACGGCCCGGACCUCCACGUGGCCCUGCGGAGCCGGCGUGACGAGCUGCUGUACCUGCGCCGCCUCACCGAGACCCUGUUCCCCUACAUCCUGCCCCCCAAGGCCUCCGACUGCAGAUCUCUCACUCUGCUGAUCAGAGAGGUCCUGGCCGGCUCUGUCUUCCUUCCCUCCAUGGACUACCUGGCUGACCCUGACACCGUCAACCAGCUGCUGCUGGUCUUCAUGGAGACGUCCCCGCCCGAGGACCCGGCAGAACCCCCCUCCGCCCCGGUGCCCUUCCUCUGCAGGUACUCCCACCCCCGCAGCACCAAGCCCUCGGUUCUGAAGCUGGAGCUGAAGGAGAUCCGGGAGCAGCAGGACCUGCUGUUCCGCUUCAUGAACUUCCUGAAGCAGGAGGGCGCCGUGCACGUUCUGCAGUUCUGCCUGACCGUGGAGGAGUUCAACGACCGGAUCCUGCGGCCGGAGCUGUCGGACGGCGAGAAGCGGCUGCUGCACGAGGAGGUGAGGACGAUCCACCAGACCUACUGCCUGGACCCCAGCCCGGACAAGAUCCGCUUCAGCCCCUUCAUCGUGGACGAGAUCCGCAACGUGGCCCAGGGGCCCUAUCCGGACGUGGUGAGGCUGCAGACCAUGCGCUGCCUGUUCGAGGCCUACGAGCACGUCCUGUCUCUGCUGGAGAACGUCUUCACCCCCAUGUUCUGCCACAGCGACGAGUACUUCCGUCAGCUGCUGAGAGGCGCUGAGUCCCCGGCCAGAAACUCCAGGAUGAGCAGAAAUAGCCUCAGUAUGGAUGACAUCCGUUCCUGGGACUGGAGCCCCGAGUCUCCGUCCGGCAGCUCCUCACCUGCAUCCUUUAGCUCCCUCCAUGCCCAGCCCUCCCUCACCACCCUGCCAUCCGGCUCGCUCUCCCACCGCCACUCAUCUCCCAAGAACCCGUCCAGGAGGGGCGAGUCCUUCGGGAUCGGACGCAUCGGCAGCAAGAUCAAGGGCGUGUUCAAGAGCACUACCAUGGAGGGCGCCAUGCUGCCGGCGUCCGGCCUGCCGGAGGGGGAGGACGACAUGGUGGAGGAAGCCAUGAUGGUGCUGGAGGACGACUCCCCGAUGGAGGCGGCCUCCACCCCGAGCACCCCCCGAAACCUGUCGGCCUGGAGCAUCACCAUCCCCUACAUCGACUUCUACGACGACGACAUCAAGAGGGAGCGCAUCCCCGUGUUCUGCAUCGACGUGGAGCGCAACGACCGCAAGGCAGUGGGACACGAGACGGAGCACUGGUCUGUCUACCGCAGAUACCUGGAGUUCUACGUCCUGGAGUCCAAGCUGACCGAGUUCCACGGCUCCUUUCCAGACGCUCAGCUCCCCUCCAAGAGGAUCAUCGGCCCCAAGAAUUACGAGUUCCUGACGUCCAAGCGGGAGGAGUUCCAGGAGUACCUUCAGAGGCUGCUGCAGCACCCAGAGCUCAGUAACAGCCAGCUCCUGGCGGACUUCCUGUCCCCUCACAGCAUGGAGUCCCAGUUCCUGGACAAGAUGCUUCCUGAUGUCAACCUGGGCAAGAUCAUCAAGUCCGUCCCCAGCAAGCUGAUCAAGGAGAAAGGACAACAUCUGGAGCCGUUCAUCCAGUCCUUCUUCAACUCCUGCGAGUCUCCCAAACCCAAACCCAGCCGGCCUGAGCUCACCAUCCUCAGCCCCACCUCGGAGAACGACAAGAAGCUCUUCAACGAGCUCUUUAAAAACAACGCCAACCGCUCGGAGCUGACGGAGAAGAGACACAACCAGAACUGCUUCCUGGAGAUGAUCUCGGUGGAGGGCGUCUACGACUACCUGAUGUAUGUGGGACGGGUGGUGUUCCACAUCCCGGACUGGCUGCACCACCUGCUGAUGGGGGGCAGGAUCCUGUUCAAGAACACGCUGGAGGCCUACACUGAACACUACCUGCAGUACAAGCUGGACCAGGUGGUCCAGGAGCACCGCCUGGUCUCCCUCAUCACCCUGCUGCGAGACUCGGUGUUUUGUGAGAGCAGCCCUCCUCGUUCCGCUCCGGACAGGCAGAAAAGAGCGAAGCAGACGUUUGGGGAGAUGAUGGCUUAUAUUCCAGACUUUCUGGGGAAGUGUAUCGGCGAAGAGGCCAAAUAUGAAGGAGUGCGUCUGCUGUUCGACGGACUGCAGCAGCCGGUCCUCAACAAGCAGGUGUGA
Messenger RNA from Salarias fasciatus (jewelled blenny), 3850 nucleotides. RefSeq names its product sorting nexin-14-like. Gene Ontology annotation, biological process: autophagosome maturation. Lineage: Eukaryota; Metazoa; Chordata; Actinopteri; Blenniiformes; Blenniidae. The coding region runs from base 995 to 3850 and encodes 951 amino acids. The transcript is spliced from 28 exons. The record is from RefSeq and is a predicted model, not a curated record. Gene Ontology annotation, cellular component: late endosome. Gene Ontology annotation, molecular function: phosphatidylinositol-3,5-bisphosphate binding.